Molecule: messenger RNA, 519 nt
Organism: Eimeria tenella
Lineage: Eukaryota; Apicomplexa; Conoidasida; Eucoccidiorida; Eimeriidae
Exons: 1
Coding region: 1-519 (172 amino acids)
Biological process (GO): proteolysis
Molecular function (GO): aspartic-type endopeptidase activity
Source: RefSeq, a predicted model, not a curated record
AUGCUGUGUCCGGUAGCGACAGGACCUAAUGCCAUUCCAGUGUCCCUAGAGCGGGGGCACCGUCCCCUCAACAUGGUAGAGGAAACGGAAAUGGGCGAUGAGGUCCUGAGGGGGACUCAGCCGCCUUCGGAAACCCGGUUGGAGUCUGGGCCGGCACCGAUGCGGAGUGAAGAGGCUCCGUGCGAGGAGAAGGAUAGUAGAGGGAAAUCUGCAGAAGCGACAGAAGAAGACUGCAGGCCAGAAGCGAUAGAGACUAUGCCGCACUGGUGGAGGGAAACUAGUGCGAAGGAAUCUUGCAGCCAAGGAGGAGCCUUGUGUUACGUGGGUGCAACAGCGAUACUUCGCGUUGAGCUUGCAGGAAGUUCAUGCGAGGGACUUUUGGACACAGGCGCUUCGAGAAGUUUCAUUAACCCUAAAACAGUCGAACGGUUGCAGCUGAGGGUGCAGAGACUUCCAGAAGAGCAUAAAUUCGAUGUUGCUACAGGUGAACAAUUACGCAAUGAUGGAGUGGAGUUGUGA